AUGCACGACACAUCGCACGCUGCGUACACGGAGCUCGUUUCCUGCGGCGCCCGGCAGCCAGCGACCAACUCGGCCCCUCCUCCUCCAAGGCCCGCGGCGCCUCCGCAGACGGCUGCCGGAGAUCAAGCGGACAGCCUCCUGCUCGCAGCGCUCCGCUCCUUCAGGGCGAAAAGGGCGCAGGCCGACAAGGUUGAGCCCUACCACGUCCUGCACAACUCCGUGCUGCGGUCGGUUGCGGCCCGCUGCCCGACGAGCCUCGAUGAGCUCAAGCUCGUCAACGGCAUCGGGAUGGACAAGAUGAACACUUACGGAAGCGAGAUUGUGCGCAUUUGUCAGGAGUCAGCGCCGGCUCGACCGGCCGCGCCUCCGGGGCCGCUGCCACAAGGCGCCACCACCACCCCGUGCAACAAGCGUAAGACGCCCGCCACCGGGUCCGGCACCGCCACCGGCACGACGGUUGCCGUCGCUAAGAGGCCCUCGGGGUGGCCGUACGCGUCGUCGCCGGCGCCCAAGCCGGGCAUCCCAUGA
This is a messenger RNA of Emiliania huxleyi CCMP1516, 528 nucleotides long. RefSeq lists its product as hypothetical. The transcript has a single exon. Gene Ontology annotation, molecular function: nucleic acid binding; nucleotide binding. The record is from RefSeq and is a predicted model, not a curated record. The coding region runs from base 1 to 528 and encodes 175 amino acids. Lineage: Eukaryota; Haptophyta; Isochrysidales; Noelaerhabdaceae.